This is a messenger RNA of Staurois parvus, 343 nucleotides long. Lineage: Eukaryota; Metazoa; Chordata; Amphibia; Anura; Ranidae. The record is from the annotation of a GenBank genome assembly.
AUGGGUCCCUGUACGGGCCUCCCAUUGCUGCUGGUCUCCAUCGCCACACUCUGCCAUGUGCCACUUUCAGGUCUCCUCACACUGCUGGUCGGGUUUCCAUUUUGCAUAUGGAGCUGUAUGGCCUCCCUAUUGCUGCUGCCGAUCUCCACGCCACGACUGUGGCUCCACACUCCUGGUUUUUUGGCCACCCGUGACUGCCCAAAUGAGUGAAGUGUGCGGUGAUUCUAAGAUCGACGGCACUCAUCUGCCAUGUCAUACUGACUGACCAGUACUUAGAUUCUCUUCCCCAGCAGACUCCCAGGGGCAUUUAAAUUUAAAGGUAUCAGUGUUCUGCAUCUAAUAU